Messenger RNA from Suillus subaureus, 168 nucleotides. RefSeq lists its product as uncharacterized. NCBI's taxonomy places the organism in Eukaryota, Fungi, Basidiomycota, Agaricomycetes, Boletales, Suillaceae. The annotation marks the transcript as partial. The record is from RefSeq and is a predicted model, not a curated record. The transcript has a single exon.
CACCUUUGUUGUCUUCUUGUCAUAUUUUUGGAAAGUGCUCUUGACACUUGGGUCCACUUUUGUGGCAAGUUCACUGCUGGUGGAGUGAUAGAUAAGUCAUCCACUGCUCAAAGAGAGAUGGCUUACAUGAAAACAACAAACAACAACAACGAAGGUGCCCUAGGGACA